AUGGAGGUCGAGGGGACCAUGAAGAGGUGGCUCCAGCUGGCAUCAGAGCGAGAGUGUGGGCGCAAGAGCAGACUUUUGAUAAAGGAGGCUGGAGAGAUCAUUUUCACCUUGCUGUUUGGGUCUCUGUCCCACACUCGGCCGGCUCUCAAAUCUAUCGGCGCCCUACGCGUUCAGCUCUCAAAUCUAUCGGCGCCCUUAGCGUCCGGCUCUCAAAACUAUUGGCGCCCUACGCGGCCGGCUCUCAAAACUAUUGGCGCCCUACGCGGCCGGCUCUCAAAACUAUUGGCACCCUUCGCGUCGGCCCUCAAAUGUAUUGGCGCCCUGCGCGGCCGGCUCUCAAAAGUAUUGGCGCCCUUCAUGGGCACACACUUGUCCUUCUUCUCUUUCUGUGUUGAGUCGUUCCUGUUGAAAUGUAUAUUCUCUCUCUCUUUCUUUCUUUGUGUAGGAGUGAAAAUGAUAUUCCGUGUGGGCUUGGUGUUGUUGACGUCCAUGCUGGGUACUCGGGAUAAGGCCUGUCCGGGUCAGUACGAGACCAUGGAGGUCCUCAGAGCGAUUGAGCCCAGAUACAUGCGGGAGGGCUUCUUAGUGCUCCAGGUUCUGGAGUUGCAGGUAUCGGCACAGGACAUGGAACGUGAGCAACGCACACAGCUGAAGCGUUGGAAGAAGAAGCGCGGUGAGCCCGGCCCCAAACUCCCUCAGAGAAUGCACAGUGCUCGCGCCAUCAUGGCCACCAAGCCUCAUACACACCAAGAUCUCUGCCAGAAACCCACCAUUAUGGUCUAGUACCCAUCGAUCCCUGAGGAAAAGUCCGAGCCGAACCUCAGGAAGAAGAGAGGGAGCCUGAAGAAAAACCAAGCCCUCAUUACUAACCCCUACGUGCUACCUGGCGAGUCUAAACCUAGUCAGAUAUUGGACUUACAGCUUCUGAACCAGGAAAAUCUAAAUCUUGUACUUCCAAAUCCACCAUCACAUCCACCACGGCUCCCUACAAUGCAGGAAAAUCAGGUCAAAGAGACGAGCACUUCUACAGAGCGACUCGUGCAUCGUACUCGAAUUCCUCCAUCGAUAAGAAACCGGCGGAAUCUAUCCCUCUGCAACAUCUAUCCCUCCUAACUGCUCCUGUACACGGAUCACCUUCAGCGUGGCGUUCUCACCUGCUGAAAUGUCCUCCUGUCCAAUCCAGAGAACCUGACCAUGAUGAGCUCCCUAAUAAUACAGAAAACUCAGCCACCAUUUUGGAUCCAUCUACAGACUCAAGCCCUCUGCUUAUGCACAAAGCACCUGCCACCCACGACUCGCCUGCUGCUCCCGAGUACAAAAACAACACGCUGCGCAACUCCAGACCGAGCAUUAACAGCUCAGAGGACACGUACCUGUAACUCGCUCACUGUCGCCACCUGGUGGCUAGG
Messenger RNA from Ictalurus furcatus (blue catfish), 1409 nucleotides. Its product is annotated as carabin-like. The coding region runs from base 1 to 783 and encodes 260 amino acids. NCBI's taxonomy places the organism in Eukaryota, Metazoa, Chordata, Actinopteri, Siluriformes, Ictaluridae. The record is from RefSeq and is a predicted model, not a curated record. The transcript has 5 exons.